AAAGAAUUGAAUUGUAAAUUGAACUGUAAGAACUAGAUAAACAACAAAAAUGGUUUACGAGAUGGACUUUACCGAUACACCCGUCAGCACUGGCACCACAAUCAUGGCCGUCGAAUUCGACGGAGGAGUUGUGAUUGGAGCUGAUUCCCGUACCAGCUCCGGACCGUAUGUGGCCAAUCGUGUCACCGACAAGCUGACUCGCAUCACAGACAAAAUUUACUGCUGCCGUAGUGGCUCUGCCGCCGAUACCCAGGCCAUCGCAGAUAUUGUGGCCUACUCGUUGAACUAUCACGAGAACCAGACCAGCAAGGAUGCCCUGGUCUUUGAGGCUGCCUCAGAGUUCCGUAACUACUGCUACAACUAUCGCGACUCCCUGCUAGCUGGAAUCAUUGUUGCUGGCUGGGAUGAGCAGCGCGGUGGUCAAGUGUUUAGUAUCCCGUUGGGUGGCAUGCUUACCCGCGAGCCCUGCACCAUUGGCGGAUCGGGAUCCAGUUUCAUUUACGGCUACGUCCGAGAGCAUUUCCACGAGGGUAUGAGCAAAGAGGAGUGUGUGAAAUUUGUCAAGACAGCGGUUCAACAUGCCAUCUAUCAUGAUGGAAGCUCUGGCGGUGUGGUGCGCGUUGGCAUUAUCACCAAGGAGGGUGUGGAGCGUCGUCUGUUCUAUAACACCGAAUCGGGCGAGUCCGAGAUAUCGGGCACUGGCAGCAGUGCUAUUCUCGCCCAAUAAUCGAAUAGAAUGGAUUGAAAAUUAAAGUUAGAUCUGCUUUGAAGGCGUUGAAAACGGUCGUCAGAAAAAUAAAAUUUGGUUUUUGUCAUAUGUAA
This is a messenger RNA of Drosophila persimilis, 822 nucleotides long. RefSeq names its product proteasome subunit beta type-6 (gene Prosbeta1). The transcript is spliced from 3 exons. Gene Ontology annotation, cellular component: proteasome core complex. The coding region runs from base 50 to 727 and encodes 225 amino acids. The record is from RefSeq and is a predicted model, not a curated record. Gene Ontology annotation, molecular function: threonine-type endopeptidase activity. Lineage: Eukaryota; Metazoa; Arthropoda; Insecta; Diptera; Drosophilidae.